This is a messenger RNA of Hypomesus transpacificus, 1212 nucleotides long. RefSeq names its product cleavage and polyadenylation specific factor 4 (gene cpsf4). Lineage: Eukaryota; Metazoa; Chordata; Actinopteri; Osmeriformes; Osmeridae. The transcript has 8 exons. Gene Ontology annotation, molecular function: RNA binding; zinc ion binding. Bases 305 to 1111 code for a protein of 268 amino acids. The record is from RefSeq and is a predicted model, not a curated record.
CCGCGCCUGCGCGCAUUCUGGAGGUUGCUAAUUCAAGAAACAUAAUAGACUAGCAGCUACAAGUUACCGAGCAAACUUCAUCACGUUUUAGUCAGGCAAUGAAUCCUGUGUUUUGUUAGCUUGCAAAUUGUAUUACUGUAACGUCUCGUAUGAGCAGUAGUUCAGUUGAUUUUCUAUGUUUGGCUAAGCCGCUGGCUGAAAUUACGGAUAGCGAGGCAUCGUUGUAGCUCAGAUAGUUAGCCUAGCUAGCUAGCUGUUUAGCUUAUUUUUCUAUAUCACUUCGAGCCCCAAUCACAUAGUAAACAUGCAAGACCUUCUAGCCACUGUAGAUCAUAUUAAGUUUGAUCUAGAGAUCGCUGUGGAGCAACAGCUUGGUGCCCAACCGUUACCGUUCCCUGGAAUGGACAAGUCAGGAGCUGCUGUCUGUGAGUUCUUCAUGAGAGCAGCCUGCGUGAAAGGUGGGAUGUGCCCCUUUCGUCACAUCAGCGGGGAGAAGACGGUGGUUUGUAAGCACUGGCUCCGAGGCCUGUGCAAGAAAGGAGACCAGUGCGAGUUCCUGCACGAGUACGACAUGACCAAGAUGCCAGAGUGCUACUUCUACUCCAAGUUCGGUGAAUGCAGUAACAAGGAGUGUCCGUUCCUGCACAUUGAUCCAGAGUCCAAGAUCAAGGACUGCCCCUGGUACGACCGAGGGUUCUGCAAACACGGUCCUGACUGCAGGCACAGACACACCAGGAGGGUCAUCUGUGGGAACUACCUGGUGGGCUUCUGUCCCGAGGGCAAGUCCUGUAAAUUCAUGCACCCUCGCUUUGAGCUGCCAGUUGGAGCGUCCGAGCAGCCUCCUCUCCCCCUGCAGAACCAGAACCAGCAGAAGCCUGUGCCGUCGCUCGGCCGCUCAUCCCUCUCUCUGAUCCAGCUGACCAAUCCUGGCACGGGGGGGGGCUACCAGCCGCGGCCUUACAGCAUGGGGGGCAACAUGCACCACAACAACAUGGGGGGGAACAGGGGGCCACGCCCCCUCGACCAGGUCACUUGCUACAAGUGUGGAGAGAAAGGUCACUACGCCAACAAAUGCACCAAGGGCCACCUGGCCUUCCUGAGUGGUCAGUAACUCCAGCAGCAGUGCGACUGUCCCACUGCAGGAGGGGAGAGGGGGCUGCUGGUGCUCCUCUGCAGGAGGGGAGAGGGGGCUGCUGGUGUUCCUCUGCAGGG